This is a messenger RNA of Guyanagaster necrorhizus, 786 nucleotides long. RefSeq lists its product as uncharacterized. Gene Ontology annotation, molecular function: pectate lyase activity. The coding region runs from base 1 to 786 and encodes 261 amino acids. Gene Ontology annotation, biological process: pectin catabolic process. The record is from RefSeq and is a predicted model, not a curated record. The transcript is spliced from 9 exons. NCBI's taxonomy places the organism in Eukaryota, Fungi, Basidiomycota, Agaricomycetes, Agaricales, Physalacriaceae. Gene Ontology annotation, cellular component: extracellular region.
AUGAUCUUCAAAACCUUUGUCGUUGUCGCACUCCUUGCGGUUGCCAACGCACGCCCUAACUGUCGCGCAGCUAGCUGCACCUUCCCCGCCCCGCUUUCAACCAGCAGUCUUUCCUCAUCCAAGACCAUCGAAGCUGGUGAAUCUUUUGAUGCACACCCACUGGGCGGAAACGUCAGGUUCGACCGAGGAUCCGGUGCGUGCGAAGGACAAACCGAAGAAGGCGAUGCUGCCGCUGUCUUCCUCCUUGAGGAGGGCACGACUCUGUCGAAUGUCGUGAUCGGGAACAGAUCAAGCAGAGGGUAUUCACUGUCUCGGAUCGUGCACGUUGACCAAUGGAAUAGUAGUGCUUAUAAAUUUAAAAUGAACGCGUACUCAUAUCAACAUUUUGCUGUGGUAGAGGAUGUUUGUGAGUCCAUUUUGCUCACGAACAGGAGCAGGACGCGAUCACCAUUAAAUGAGAGUCAGAAACCUCCACCAUCACAGGAGGAGGUGCCAAAGGCGCUGACGACAAGGUCGUCCAGCACAAUGGAGGUCGAAGACUUCGUCCGCUCAUCCUUAACGUGGUGUGAAUUUGCCCAGCACUCAACCUUUUCCAAUAUUAUCGCCUCUUCUGGAAGCACCUUGGCUGGAAUCAACUUUAACUACGGAGACACUGCCAUCUUCGACACGGAUACUAUUGGAACGGACGACGUCGACAGUAUUUGUGAUACCUACGAAGGCAAUGACACUGGUGAUGAGCCAACGAAGUUGACUUCUAAUACUUCUAAUGACUACUGCCAGUUCUAG